Synchiropus splendidus (mandarinfish) is the source of this 4425-nucleotide messenger RNA. It is a transcript of the gene slc2a3b, whose product is annotated as solute carrier family 2 member 3b. The record is from RefSeq and is a predicted model, not a curated record. Gene Ontology annotation, biological process: response to insulin; monosaccharide transmembrane transport. Gene Ontology annotation, cellular component: basolateral plasma membrane; apical plasma membrane. The transcript has 12 exons. Gene Ontology annotation, molecular function: hexose transmembrane transporter activity. Bases 527 to 1861 code for a protein of 444 amino acids. Lineage: Eukaryota; Metazoa; Chordata; Actinopteri; Syngnathiformes; Callionymidae.
GUUGGGAGUCUGAGUGAGGAACUGUGAGAGGGCGAAGGAGCAGUUGGCACAGGGAGACCAGGAGCAGAACCAGGUGAUGGAGUAACUCAGUCUCCUUCCAUCCGAACUUCCAAAACCCCAAAGUCCAGGACACAGCGCUCUCAGCCACUGCGGUUGCGUAGGUGUCCGAAGUCAAAAGAGUGUGAGUCUGGUCCGUUUCGUCUCUUCACAACAAAGCAAAGAGUGUUGAGCAAAGAUGUGUUGGUGAAGAAGAAGAGGUAGCCGAAGGUUUGAGAGGUGAGCGGAGGAGACAGACAAGCAUCCCGUGACAGCACCAGGGAGCAGCGGUACACUUCCACAAGCCCUGCAACCUUUGGUGCCGAAGCAGGGCGUGACCCUUUACCUCCUCUUCUGUGUCUUCACCGCUGUCAUCGGCUCACUGCAGUUCGGUUACAACACUGGUGUCAUCAAUGCUCCGGAGGCGGAACUGCGCGCCUUCUUCCAUAAUGUUUCCCUGGAGAGGUACGGAGAACCUUUCUCCCCGAACAUGAACACUUUUAUAUGGAGCCUGUCGGUGGCCAUCUUCAGUGUGGGCGGCAUGUUGGGAUCCAUCAGCGUGUCCAGUUUGGUCAACGCGUUUGGCAGACGGAAGUCCAUCAUGCUGUCCAACAUCCUGGCUGUGGUGGGAGGAACAUUGAUGGGACUCUCAAAACUAAGUUCAUCGUUUGAGAUGAUCAUUUGUGGCCGGUUUGUCAUUGGAGUAUUUUGUGGCCAGUGCACCGGUUUGGUCCCCAUGUACGUAGGAGAGAUCUCCCCUACUGUCCUCAGAGGAGCUUUUGGAACCCUUCACCAGCUGGGCGUGGUUAUUGGCAUCCUGGUGGCUCAGAUCUUUGGUCUGGGAAGGCUGUUGGGUUCUGCAGAGCUGUGGCCGCUGCUUUUAGGUCUGACCGCUCUCCCUGCCGUAGUGCAGGUCAUCCUGCUGCCCUUCUGCACCGAGAGUCCCCGACACCUGCUCAUCAACCUCAACAAGGAGGAGGAAGCCACUGCAGCUCUUGUUCGCCUGCGUGGUGUUGAAGACGUCAGCGAUGACAUUCGGGAGAUGAAGGAGGAGGCCCUGAAGAUGUCCAUGGAGAGGAAAGUCAACACUCUGGAUCUGUUUCGUUCUUCAAACUACCGUCAACCGAUCCUCAUUGCCAUCCAGCUGCAGCUCUCCCAGCAACUCUCCGGCAUCAACGCUGUCUUCUACUACUCCACAGGCAUAUUUGAUUCUGCCAAUAUUCCGAAUCCCAUCUAUGCCACUAUUGGUGCCGGAGUGGUCAACACUGUGUUCACUAUUGUGUCUCUGUUUUUGGUGGAGAGGGCGGGGAGACGGACGCUGCACCUCAUUGGUCUGGCAGGAAUGGCUGUCUGUGCUCUGAUCAUGGCCAUCUCCCUGGCUCUCGUGAAGUCCAACCCCUCGUUGAGCUACCUGGCCAUCGUCGCUGUGUUUGGUUUCGUGGCCAGUUUUGAAAUGGGACCAGGCCCGAUCCCCUGGUUCAUCGUGGCGGAGCUCUUCUCCCAAGGUCCUCGGCCUGCAGCCAUGGCCGUGUCCGGAUUCUGUAACUGGAGCGCCAACUUCAUUGUGGGCCUUUCGUUCCCCAAGCUGGCGGAACUUUGUGGUCCCUAUGUCUUCAUCAUCUUCGUGGUCCUCCUCAUCUACUUCUUCAUCUUCACUUACCUGCGAGUACCUGAGACCAAAGGAAGGACCUUCGAUGAGAUCGCACAAGGAUUCGCUCGCCGUGCGGAUCCGCCUCCCGGACCUGAGGCAGACUCGGUGGACCUGGGGAAGCAACGGGACUCAGUACCCAUGUCCCCCAAUGAAAGCGCACAGAUGGUGUCCUGAGUGUCAUGACAACACAGUUAUAGAUAUGGGUAGACUUGAUCAGAUGUUUACAAAGCAUCUAAGACAGUAAGAUCAUCUCAAACCUCUUGUUUCUUGGAGCAGAUUAACUAUUUAUCGUCACAGGACUCAACCUCCCCCUUAAAAUCCCAGACUGCUUGUGUUUCCACUCUUGAAAGUGGUCACAUCUGUCACUGGAUUCCAGCUCCAGGUGCUAACAGCUAAACAACAUACAGUAGUUUCUUCUCCUUUCCUGCCACCAGCAGUCACUCUGCUGUAAUCUGGCUAAAGUUAACAGAAUUAGCAGAACUUAAUAUUUGUUGACAUCGCCGCUUCACGCUCCAAGGAGGUCGCGCACUUAAGAGGAUCAACAAAAAGUUAAGACCCCCAGUGUACAAAGGUGGGAGGAUUCUGGGUUUUAUGUAUUGAGGUCAAGCUCCAAAAGCCGGUUUUGGAUCCCGUUAGGUUGACCCAAAAACACAGGGACUUGCUGUUUUGUUUUUUUUUUCUGCCUGCCUGAUUUGCUUCGCUGUCUUUGGGGAAAGUGAGGUGCCGCUGCGGUGCUUUUCCCCUAGCACAACAAGGGCUUUUCCUAGAUGGAAAAUUGAAUUAUUCAAGCUUGAAAGACAACGACUCUAAUGCCAACACUCAUGUAGCACUGGUCAGAAAAGCCAACUAUUUACAUACUGCAUGUUGGUGCGCCGUCGUUUUCUUUCCGACUUGUUAGUUAUAAAACUCACCCUUGGUCUUCAAUUGUGAGUCUUGUGCCAGUGCGGUGGGGCAAGCUACGAGGCACUGACUGGCUCUCUAACACCCUUCCAUUCGAAUCUGAUAAUAUUAUUUUUCAGCAUUUGUAGCAGCUGUUUUUAGCUGCCCAAUGUGUGACUAUGUUACAUCCUUGAGACCCCAAUAUGAGGUCAGAAAUCUGAAGGAUGUGCAACAUAAAUAAAUGAAUAGAAAGCUCUGAAUACAGUUGUGCACAAACAGGGUAUUUUAAAAUGAAAAUGUUCUUGAACAUGUUUUGCUAUAUUGAUGGAGUAAGUACAAGUGUAAAGCACAUGAACUGGUUGUUGCAAAUGGCGUGGUAUGGUCACUGAUCUAAUCCCUUCUGUUGUGAUCGUGAUGUCAGAAAAAAGGUGACCUGUGGCUGAUGUGGUGCCGUAGUAGAUCCUUGUUUGUGGGUGGUGAGAGCUUGAAAUGCAUAUGGUUUGACAAAUCUGUAAGAAUUCCAUUAGCGACUUAAAUGUGAGCCUCGGGGUCACAAUACUUUCAGUCUGAGGGUUGGAAAAGCUGUCCUACACGCAGGGAAUAUAACUGUCAAAAAUGAAUCCUUAAACGUCUAAGAAAGUAUGAAGAGAUGCAAAAGAAAGGUGAAGGUGAAGUUGCAUUUUCUCACCAAACGGAAAAAAAGUGUGGUAAACUGUUUAGCAAAGAUAUCUGCUGAGAAUUAAAUGGUUUCUUAUUGGCAUAAGAUGUUUUUUUCUGGAUGUAGCUGCUUUCCAAAAGUUGCUAAUGGAAUAUAUGGUGCAGACUUCGUCCUUGUGAGGUUGUGGAGGCUGUAAGAAACAAUCCUAAUCCUAAACAGAUUAGAAAUGGAUAGGAUCGCAGUGGAGUUAUUACAAUAUACAAGGACCACCAAACUUAAAAUGCCUUUGAGAGAAAUACUUCAAAUUCCUCUCACACUUCUAUAAUAUACGCAGACAUCUACUGAAUUAUCUUCUCAAUGUUUUGCUGCCUUCAUCUACAGCACAUAAGAACAGUUUAACGCUGGUGUUUGAGCUUUUUCUUUGUGAAUCACAACUUUUAUUUAUUUGACAAGAGUAUGCACAAUUUGUUAGCGUGAUGAAAUGUUCUGUCAAAAUUCUUCAGCUGCCUCUUUUUAUGAUUUUUCCAAACUUAGCCUGCACUUUUGAGACACAAUUUCAAAUGUAUCUUUUCAGAUUCAUGUUGCACUACUGUACCUUCUGCACUGUGUAUUUUAUGUUACUGUUCUUAAUGCACACUCGACUUUUGUUGUUUAUGUCUUGAUAUAAAUCUGUUUUGUCGCUUUUACUGAAGCCUUUGUUUUUAAUCUGUUUUAUUGGGUUUAUUUGGAUAUAUACAGAAUAAAGCAUAUUGUUAUCAUCACAGUUCAUGGCAAAACAUCUGGAGAAUAACUUUUUGUGUCUUGCAAUCUGAACCUGUUUUAUUUGGGUUAUUGCAUGAUACCUGGCUGUCCGUUGCUUCAUGGUGAGCGUGAAGGCGACUGAAAUCCGAAACAGGGUCAGAGCCAACACACACGCUGCAGGUGUGUUGGGUGUUGACCUCCAGCAUCACUGCGUUCUGUGAUGUCGUCCAAACCCACUCACACAAGGUGAGCACACACAGAAUUCAUCUUGGAAUUCCUCUUCUGCUCUAAAGCAAUGACUGAAAUGUUUAUUCUCAUGAAUAUUUCACACCUGUUCUCUGCUUCUAAUUUGCAGCUUAGCUGCACCAUUUUCCUCUUUUCGCUCAGCCUCAGCUCAAUGUGAUGCAUGUAUUAAAAUCAUUGCUACAUUUUUCAUAAGCUUUGUCACAUCAGGAAAUAA